CACUACACACACUACCCAGAGCCUCUCUACUCUCUAGAGAGAGAAGGAGAAACAGUUUGCUCCCAAAAAAAAGAAGAAUCAUCAUCUCUACUUCUCUCUAGAGAGAGAACAGAGGAGAGAAGAAGAGAGAGAGGGAGAGAGCAUAAAUUCCUCAUAGCAAUCCAAAAGUGGAGUCCCUGCCUGCGUCGUAGCUCGCUGCAGGCAGGCAGACAGGCAGGCAUCUUGUCUUAUUGCUUUUCUGCUCCGCUGCUGCUGCUACUACAUGCACCUCUCUCGAUCUCCUUUUGCGCCAUUACCACCACCACUGCUGCAGCUGCCGAUGCCUCGAGCGUUUAUUGCGUGAAUGCUCUUUCUGUUGCUGCAAUCCAUAGCCACCAUAUGCUGAUGGAUCUCUCUUCCAAAUCCAAAGCUAGCUGCCACCUUCCUCCGAUCCACAGCAUGCAGCUAGCUAGCUAGCCACAUGUUGGAUCAGUAAUAACCAGUGAGAGUUCGGGUUCUUGCCACUGCCAGCCAGCUCGAUCAAUCCACCAGGCGGAGACGAAAGGUUGGGAGGAGCAACUACGUACUACAUACUGCAGGAUGGAUCGUGGCUUCAACGAGAUCGUGUUAAGCGAGAGCGUGUGGAGUGGCGGAGGAGAUGGAGAUGGUGGGGUGGUGGCGCUGCCGCCGGAGGUCGGGGUGGGUGGUGUCAAUGCGGGUGUGGUCGACGGGAGCGGCAUGACUGUGCUGGAGAGGCUGGUGCUGGACGAGGCGCUGGCCGCGGCGAUACUUGAGCUGCAGGGCAUCCAGGCGGCGCAGGGGUGCGGUGGUAAGCUAGCGAUGGUGGCGCCGCCGCCGGCGGCCGGUGACGGCGGCGUUGAGGCGGCGGUGGCCUUCGCCGGGAUGGCGACGGCGACGCCUGCCUACGCUGACGUUGACGCGGAUGUCCUGCAGCGACAGCAGCAGCAUCACCAUCGCCACCAGGGCGUGAUGGGGAUGGCUGCCGAGUACGACGUCGUACCAGCAACACCGGCUGUCACGUUGAACGCUGUACCACCUGCGUUCGCGGCUGAAGCCGCCUCCGUUGACGGCUGCGUCGACGCGGCGGUCUUCUCCGGCGUCGGCAACGACGACGUCGUCGACGCGGCGAGCGCCACGGUGGCGAUGGCUGCCACGCACACGGCGACGACGAGCCAGUGCGAACAAGUCAGAGGAGGCGGCGGUGGCGGAUGUGGACGAAAGCAACGGCGACCGGGAAGAAAGCGGAAGGCGUCCGAGCCCAUCGCCGCCGCGGCGGCGGACAUGCCGGCACCGGAGAACCCUCUCUGCAGCCUCCUGGCGUCGAACACCGCCGGCGACGGAGGCAUCCAGAUCGCGUUCAGCACGAGCGCUCCGGCAUCCAAGCGAGCGAAGCCGUCGCUGAGCAGCAGCUCCUCGAGCAUCAGCUUCGACGGCAGGGGCUCCGGCGGCAACUGCGGCGACGACCCCCUGUACGAGCCCGACACGGAGGCGCUCGCGCAGGUGAAGGAGAUGAUCUACCGCGCGGCGGCGAUGCGCCCCGUCACCCUCGGCGCCGAGGACGUCGGCGAGCGGCCGCGCCGCCGCAACGUGCGCAUCUCCUCGGACCCGCAGACGGUGGCGGCGCGGCAGCGGCGGGAGCGCAUCAGCGAGCGCCUGCGCGUGCUGCAGAAGCUCGUCCCCGGCGGCGUCAAGAUGGACACCGCGUCCAUGCUCGACGAGGCCGCCAACUACCUCCGCUUCCUCAAGUCCCAGAUCAGGGAGCUACAAACCCUAGACCGCCGGAACUACCCCAACUCCGCCAUGAACACCGCCGCCAUCUCGAUAGCCGCGGCAUCAUCAUCCGGUGCACCGACCUACAACAACAACAGCGACAGCAACGCCGCCAUGCCAGCCUUCGCCUUCCCGGAAACCCUAGGAUGCGGAGGAGUUGAGCAAUUGAUCUAAUCGAUUAGCUAGAUAGAGAUUCGAGACGACGACGCCAUGAAGGCGCAUGGCCUCAUGCAUGCAAGCAACUGCCGUUUAUGUUUUGUCCAAUGUGAGACCAUCAUAUGAUAGAUUCAUCAUUGUUAGCAUGGUGAUUAAUUAGCUAUGAUCAUAUCGAUGGAAUCAUCAUGUUACUCA
Oryza brachyantha (malo sina) is the source of this 2121-nucleotide messenger RNA. RefSeq names its product transcription factor LATE FLOWERING-like. Gene Ontology annotation, molecular function: protein dimerization activity; DNA-binding transcription factor activity. Lineage: Eukaryota; Viridiplantae; Streptophyta; Magnoliopsida; Poales; Poaceae. The transcript has 2 exons. The coding region runs from base 580 to 1944 and encodes 454 amino acids. Gene Ontology annotation, biological process: regulation of DNA-templated transcription. The record is from RefSeq and is a predicted model, not a curated record.